AUGCGGAAGAGCUGGACCUGCUGGAGCGGAAGUGACGCUUCGGGCGGCUGUAGCGGCGGCGGCUGCGGGAGAAGGAGGAGGAGGAGCCGGAGGAAGAGGGCUGCCUCUGAAGAAAGGAGAAUGGCGUUCAGCAAAGGAUUUCGAAUCUACCACAAAUUGGAUCCCCCACCGUUCAGCCUCAUAGUGGAAACUAGGCAUAAGGAAGAAUGUCUCAUGUUCGAGUCUGGGGCUGUGGCUGUGCUCUCAUCUGCAGAAAAGGAGGCUAUUAAAGGCACAUAUGCCAAAGUACUGGAUGCAUAUGGACUUUUGGGAGUUUUACGAUUAAAUCUUGGUGAUACCAUGUUGCAUUAUCUGGUCCUAGUCACUGGAUGCAUGUCUGUUGGGAAAAUUCAAGAAUCUGAAGUUUUCCGAGUUACUUCCACUGAGUUUAUAUCACUUCGAGUUGAUGUUUCAGAUGAGGACCGCAUUUCAGAAGUACGGAAAGUUUUGAACUCAGGAAACUUUUAUUUUGCAUGGUCUGCAUCUGGAGUCAGCUUAGAUCUGAGUCUGAAUGCACAUCGAAGCAUGCAAGAGCACACAACUGACAAUAGAUUUUUCUGGAAUCAGUCUUUGCAUUUGCAUCUCAAGCAUUAUGGUGUAAACUGUGAUGACUGGUUAUUGCGGCUCAUGUGUGGAGGAGUAGAGAUUAGGACAAUCUAUGCUGCCCAUAAACAGGCAAAAGCUUGCCUCAUUUCAAGGCUAAGCUGUGAACGAGCUGGGACAAGGUUCAACGUCCGAGGAACAAAUGAUGAUGGUCAUGUUGCCAACUUUGUAGAAACAGAGCAGGUUAUAUACUUAGAUGACUGUGUUUCUUCCUUCAUACAAAUCCGAGGAUCUGUUCCAUUGUUCUGGGAGCAACCAGGCUUGCAAGUGGGAUCCCAUCGUGUUCGUAUGUCAAGGGGUUUUGAAGCCAAUGCGCCUGCCUUUGACAGGCAUUUCCGAACACUUAAGGACUUAUAUGGUAAACAAAUAGUAGUAAAUCUGCUUGGAUCUAAGGAAGGUGAGCAUAUGCUGAGCAAGGCUUUCCAGAGUCAUUUGAAAGCCUCUGAACACGCUUCUGAUAUCCACAUGGUGUCCUUUGACUAUCAUCAAAUGGUUAAAGGAGGAAAGGCAGAAAAAUUACACAGUGUUCUCAAACCACAAGUCCAGAAGUUUCUAGAUUAUGGAUUUUUUUAUUUCGAUGGCAGUGAAGUUCAAAGGUGCCAGAGUGGUACAGUUCGAACAAACUGCUUGGACUGUCUGGAUAGAACAAAUAGUGUGCAGGCAUUCCUUGGCUUAGAGAUGCUAGCUAAACAGCUGGAAGCUCUGGGCUUGGCUGAAAAGCCUCAGUUGGUGACUCGCUUUCAAGAAGUUUUCCGGUCCAUGUGGUCUGUGAAUGGCGAUUCCAUCAGUAAAAUCUAUGCAGGCACUGGAGCCCUUGAAGGGAAGGCCAAGUUAAAAGAUGGUGCACGAUCUGUCACCAGAACCAUCCAGAAUAACUUCUUCGACAGCUCCAAGCAAGAGGCCAUUGACAUUUUACUUCUGGGAAAUACUCUAAACAGCGAUUUGGCUGACAAAGCCCGAGCACUUCUAACUACUGGGAGUUUGCGUGCAUCCUCCAAAGUCUUAAAGAACAUGUGUGAGAACUUCUACAAAUAUUCAAAGCCCAAGAAAAUCCGCGUGUGCGUUGGAACCUGGAAUGUGAAUGGUGGGAAGCAGUUCCGCAGCAUAGCAUUCAAGAACCAGACGCUCACUGACUGGCUUCUGGAUGCUCCCAAGUUAGCUGGCAUCCAGGAGUUUCAAGAUAAGAGAAGUAAGCCAACUGAUAUUUUUGCAAUUGGCUUUGAAGAAAUGGUGGAGCUGAAUGCUGGGAACAUUGUGAAUGCAAGCACAACAAACCAGAAGCUGUGGGCAGUGGAACUGCAGAAGACCAUCUCUAGAGACAACAAGUAUGUUCUGCUGGCUUCAGAGCAGUUGGUGGGUGUCUGCCUGUUUGUCUUUAUCAGACCACAGCAUGCUCCCUUUAUCAGAGAUGUUGCAGUUGAUACUGUGAAAACUGGGAUGGGAGGUGCAACUGGAAAUAAGGGUGCUGUUGCAAUUCGGAUGCUCUUCCACACCACCAGCCUUUGCUUCGUCUGCAGCCACUUUGCUGCAGGGCAGUCCCAAGUCAAAGAGAGAAAUGAAGAUUUUGUAGAAAUAGCACGAAAACUGAGUUUUCCCAUGGGAAGAAUGCUCUUCUCUCAUGACUAUGUAUUUUGGUGUGGUGAUUUCAACUAUCGAAUUGAUCUUCCUAAUGAAGAAGUUAAAGAACUCAUAAGACAGCAAAACUGGGAUUCUCUUAUAGCUGGAGAUCAACUCAUCAAUCAGAAAAAUGCAGGACAGAUCUUUAGAGGAUUUUUAGAGGGAAAAGUAACAUUUGCUCCAACCUAUAAAUAUGACUUGUUUUCCGAAGACUAUGACACCAGUGAGAAGUGCCGUACCCCUGCUUGGACAGACCGUGUCCUUUGGAGAAGGAGGAAGUGGCCUUUUGACAGAUCAGCUGAAGAUUUAGAUCUUCUGAAUGCUAGUUUCCAAGACGAAAGUAAAAUCCUUUAUACAUGGACUCCUGGCACCUUGCUGCACUAUGGGAGAGCCGAGCUGAAGACUUCUGACCACAGGCCCGUUGUUGCCCUGAUUGAUAUAGAUAUAUUUGAAGUUGAAGCUGAAGAGAGGCAAAAAAUUUAUAAAGAGGUUAUUGCAGUCCAGGGCCCACCAGAUGGUACAGUGAUGGUCUCAAUCAAAAGCUCUGCACAAGAAAAUACCUUUUUUGAUGAUGCUUUGAUUGAUGAGCUUCUGCAGCAGUUUGCACACUUUGGUGAAGUUAUACUCAUAAGAUUUGUAGAAGAUAAAAUGUGGGUUACAUUUUUGGAGGGAAGCUCCGCCUUGAAUGUUCUGAGCCUAAAUGGUAAAGAGUUAUUAAAUCGGACUAUAACCAUUACUUUAAAAAGUCCAGAUUGGAUCAAAAAUCUGGAAGAAGAGAUGAGCUUAGAGAAGAUCAGUGUCACGUUGCCCUCGUCCACAAGCUCCACCCUGCUCGGUGAAGACGCCGAGGUCACAGCAGACUUUGACAUGGAAGGUGAUGUCGAUGACUAUAGUGCUGAAGUAGAGGAGCUUCUUCCUCAGCAUCUACAACCAUCCUCAAGUUCUGGCCUUGGCACUUCUCCAAGCUCUUCACCCCGGACCAGUCCCUGCCAGUCACCAACAGUACCAGAGUACUCUGCACCUUCUCUUCCUGUCAGACCUAGUCGAGCACCAUCAAGAGCUCCAGGACCUCUAAGUUCACAGGGCUCUCCAGUUGACACUCAGCCAACAACCCAGAAGGAUUCUUCCCAGACCAUAGAACCCAAGAGGCCACCCCCUCCUCGACCAGUUGCUCCUCCAGCACGUCCUGCCCCACCACAGAGACCACCUCCACCUUCAGGGCGUAAUCAACCUUCCCCUCAAGCAGGACUUGCAGGCCCAGGACCUACUGGAUAUGGUGCAGCGAGACCGACAGUUCCAGCUCGUGCUGGAGUGAUAAGUGCCCCACAGAGCCAGGCUCGGGCAUCUGCUGGAAGGCUGACUCCUGAAAGCCAAAGCAAGCCCUCAGAGACAUCGAAAGGUCCUGCUGUCCUUCCAGAACCACUGAAGCCCCAGGCUGCAUUUCCUCUGCAGCCUUCUCUGCCUGCACCUGCUCAAAAGUUACAAGACCCGCUUGUCCCCAUAGCAGCACCUAUGCCUCCCUCCGGCCCCCAACCAAAUCUGGAAACCCCACCACAGCCCCCACCUCGGAGCAGGUCUUCUCAAAGCUUGCCUUCAGACUCCUCACCACACCUGCAAGUAAAAACAAAUGGAGUUUCUGGUGUCAAACAAGAACCAACAUUGAAGAGUGACCCAUUUGAAGAUCUUUCACUUAGUGUGCUUGCUGUAUCAAAGGCUCAGCCUUCUGUUCAGAUUUCACCUGUUCUAACCCCAGACCCAAAGAUGUUGAUUCAGUUGCCUUCUGCAUCGCAAAGUAAAGUUAACUCUUUGAGUUCCAUAAGUUGCAUGCCACCCAUGCCUCCAGUUCCAGAGCAAAGCAAGUCACAGGAAAGUAUGGGGAGUUCUGCAAACCCAUUUCCCAGCCUGCCCCGCAGGAACCCUUUUACAGACAGGACUGCUGCCCCUGGAAACCCAUUUAGAGUUCAGUCUCAAGAAUCAGAGGCAACUUCUUGGCUAGCUAAAGAAGAGCCUGCUCCUAACAGUUCUUUCCCUCCUCUCAUGCCUCUCAGUCAUGACACGAGCAAGCCUUCAAGUUCACUUGAUGGUUUUGAGGACAAUUUUGAUCUGCAGAGCCAGUCUACAGUAAAAACAAGCAACCCCAAAGGAUGGGUAACCUUUGACGAAGACGAUGACUUUCCUACUACAGGAAAGUCAAAGUCAGUUUAUCCAGACUUACUGGGUAACGUGCCAGCUUCAUUUGAUGAUGACUGGAGUAAAGGUACAAGUGUUUCUUUCUGUGUGUUGCCAGCCAGAAGGCCACCACCACCACCACCUCCUCCUGUCCCUCUGCUACCACCUGGCACAACCUCAUCUGCAGGACCUAGCACAACCCUGGCAUCCAAGGCAUCUUCCACAUUGGACUUCACAGAAAGAUAAUUACGUGGAGGGAAGGCAGUUUCUCCUGGUGUGGUCUGGCUGUUUGUUUCUGUUUUGUCAGGGUAGACCCAAGAGAAUGGGGCAUUAGUCAUUAUGUGCAAUAAAUAAUAGGGAAGUGCACUGAUGUCUAUAUAAAAUACCACUAGAGGAUGUGGAUAAAGCUGGAAUUUGUGUAUAUCAGAAAUAACAAAGACAUCCUCUUAUUAACUGGAGUUCUGCUCUUUCUCUUCAGAUGAAUAGAACAGGAACUAUCUUUAAAAGUGCUUAAAACUACUCUAGAAAAUAGUCCUUACUCAGAUACAUAGAAAUCACGUAAAGCCCACACAACUGCAGCUGACAGGACUGCCAGCCCACUGUUGAGGAUUGGUAUUCAUGGAUACUUACCAAAGAGCUUCCAGAGUUCUGGUGAGAUUGUUUUGAAAGGCAUCACUUUAGUCAAAAGGUCUGUGUAUAUAUACACCAUGAGUGUAUGUCUGUAUGUAUUCACCCAGACGUAUACACCCACAUACUUAUAAAACUUGAUAUAAUUCAGAUCACAUUUUACCUAACAGUUCUGACAAUGUCCCUUUUUCAAUAUCUCACUAUCAAGAUGACUGCCACUGGGUGUGCUUUAUAUACUUUCGCUGAUUAUACAUCCCAGAGUACAGAACUGCCAUUUCCUAUUACUCUGCACCCCAGCCCUUCACAUUCACCCUCAUUACCUUCCUCCUCUGUACCUCUAUUAUGCCUUUCUCUGGGCAUUUACAGUUGGCAGUACAGACGUGGUCAGUCAUAUGGACAGGUACUCAGAACAGUAGGUACACACCACCAGGUUCAAGGAGGAACUUUGUCAUCAUGCUCUUUUCUCUGCUAGGUCCUUUCCCUCCCAUAACUUUGUUUGCCAAUUGCCUGGAGCUUUGCUUUCAGCUGUUGAGUGGUCUGAAUUAGUAACAUAUCCAGUGUACGUUCUCUCCCAUGAGGCUACAUAACACAUCCAUGAUGCUGCUUUAAGGUUUUAGAGGCUAUACCUCAAAUUAGCUGUGGAUUUUGUUUCCUGCACUGCCAGUAUGCAACUGAUCUUGCAUUUAUUAAUUUUGUGGGAAAAAAACAUGGAAUUUUUUAAAAAACAAAAAAAACAAACAAAAAAAAAACCCCCAAAACAUAGUAUUUUGAUAUCAUUAGGUAAGCCAGUCAGAAAACUCCAUAAGCUAUUGUUUGGUUGGUUGGUUGUCAGUUGAAGUUAAAAUCAUCCUUACCCAUUAAAACUUAAUGUUCUCUUUAUAUAAAAAAGAGUUAUGUGCUUACACCAAGUUCCUACGUCUACAUGAACCUUUAAAGAUGUGUAUUGUGAGACUAGAAAGAAUUUCUGGCUGCCCUCACUUCCGUGUAAAAGCACAGCAGACUGCAUUGCACUUCUAUCAUAGAGCAGAUCUGUUAGGACAGAGCACCUUUGAAAUGUUAUCAAAAUCCUGUAUUUAUAGAAGUAACUCUCUGCUACAGCCAUAAUUUGCUGUUAGCAAUAACUCUUGUGAGUUUUAUAUUGUGCUUGUUGGGGUUCUAAUCAUUUCAGCAGUAGUAGCUUUUAAACUGCAGUAUUACUAGAGCAGUAUGCUUCAAAAAUGUGACUUAACUUGUUGAGAUUGUGACUGUAACAUCUGUGUGAGUAGUAUGUAUGGUAUCCACUCCCCAUUAGCAAGCUAAUCCAUGUUAGGACAUUGAAACAGUGUGGCUUGCAGCCCCGAGAGCAGUGACUCCCUCGGGUAUAAAUCACUGUAAUGUCUGCAGAGCAGUAGCUCUGCCUUGUCAGGAAGUCUGGUAGCUGCUGAAACGCACAAAGCAAGUUAAAGUUUGAUACAAAGAAUUCAACAUUGAGUGUAUUUACCAGCUCUGGUCAAAGCUGAAAACAGACACUAAGAAUCUCUGUGAGUCUCUGUUCUCUCUAGUAAAUUGUUGUUUAUAUGUAUGUAAGAGGUUUAUUGCUUAUGUGGCAUACAGUAUUUAUAACUAUAUACUUUAUAGAAGUACAGUAUUAAAGUUGCUGGUAUACAUUCUGUACAUAUCCUGUGAAAUGUGCUGUCAUAUGAAAUAAAUGUCUUUACCACUAGCUGA
Molecule: messenger RNA, 6762 nt
Organism: Grammomys surdaster
Lineage: Eukaryota; Metazoa; Chordata; Mammalia; Rodentia; Muridae
Gene: Synj1
Product: synaptojanin 1
Exons: 28
Coding region: 1-4674 (1557 amino acids)
Biological process (GO): synaptic vesicle endocytosis; brain development; phosphatidylinositol dephosphorylation
Cellular component (GO): perinuclear region of cytoplasm; presynapse
Molecular function (GO): RNA binding; phosphatidylinositol-4,5-bisphosphate 5-phosphatase activity
Source: RefSeq, a predicted model, not a curated record